This is a messenger RNA of Mycena citricolor, 276 nucleotides long. The record is from the annotation of a GenBank genome assembly. NCBI's taxonomy places the organism in Eukaryota, Fungi, Basidiomycota, Agaricomycetes, Agaricales, Mycenaceae.
ACAGAUGAAUGGGUAUCCCGACACGAAGAUACACCCGACACUCGAACGUCGUCUGCAGCUUGCCAAAGAGUUGAUCUGUGGCUGACAGGAAGCGUAUGGCGUACUAUCGGCCAGGGUUGGACGAGGCUGAGAUCACCAAGCUCCAAGACUAGUAUGAAAGCAAAGCUCGACAUAGCCAACGCGUUCCCAUCGAAUGUCAGUGUAAUUAACAACAGGUGGCGGCCAUGGAAGAUCAAGCCUUGUUGCACACGGGAGUAGCAGAAGAGAUCUGACCCC